Mytilus trossulus (common blue mussel) is the source of this 671-nucleotide messenger RNA. RefSeq names its product large ribosomal subunit protein mL49-like. The record is from RefSeq and is a predicted model, not a curated record. Gene Ontology annotation, cellular component: mitochondrial large ribosomal subunit; ribosome. NCBI's taxonomy places the organism in Eukaryota, Metazoa, Mollusca, Bivalvia, Mytilida, Mytilidae. Gene Ontology annotation, biological process: translation. The coding region runs from base 55 to 618 and encodes 187 amino acids. The transcript is spliced from 4 exons. Gene Ontology annotation, molecular function: structural constituent of ribosome.
GUUCACUAAAAAAAAAACAGAAAAGAGUUGUCGUUACUGACAAAUAAAAACAAAAUGGCAGCCUCCAUGAAGAAUUUUCGACUGAUUUUCAAAAUUUUACAAAGGACAAAUAUACAGCCCCAUAACACAGUUCAUACUUCGGCUCCAUGUCAAGUUAGUAUAAAAUACUUGUACACUGCAGAGCAGUUGCCACCAAAGGAUACUUUGACACAAUUUGAAGAAUCAACUGAGGAGUUUAAAUUUGUAGAAAAAAUUUUGCCAAGAAGAAUUAUUCCUGAAUUACCUGUACAUGCUUCAUAUCCAACACCAUCAGGCUGGGUACCUCCUUACAGAGAGAAAACAAAAGAUCUUCCAUAUUCAGUAGAAAGAAACAAGAAUCACAAUUUGCCAGUUUAUGUAAAACAGACAACACUGCGUGGAACAAAAAUUACAACAGUAAUCAAUAGAGUUCAUGGUGAUAUAUGGCAAUUUGAAAAGGAUUUGAAGAGUCACAUAGAAGAAACAGUCGGAAUGAGAUUUGCAUUAUUAACAGAAGUAUCUGAAGUGACAAGGAGAGUAACAUUAAAGGGAAAUCAUGUUGAAACAGUCGGAAGAUGGCUGAUAGACAAAGGAUUUUAAAUAUUUCAAUCUUAUACUCAUUUAUUAAAGUUGUUUUUUAUGAAUUUCAUGUC